This is a messenger RNA of Aphidius gifuensis, 2293 nucleotides long. RefSeq names its product bifunctional coenzyme A synthase (gene Ppat-Dpck). Gene Ontology annotation, molecular function: ATP binding; dephospho-CoA kinase activity. Gene Ontology annotation, biological process: coenzyme A biosynthetic process. The coding region runs from base 571 to 2157 and encodes 528 amino acids. The record is from RefSeq and is a predicted model, not a curated record. The transcript has 4 exons. NCBI's taxonomy places the organism in Eukaryota, Metazoa, Arthropoda, Insecta, Hymenoptera, Braconidae.
ACCUAGUGACUAAAAUAAUAACCAAUCAGUAUUUUUUUUUCUAAAUUUUUUUUCGCCAAAAUUCUUAUUCUGUAAAUUUUUUUAAUUAUUAAUUUUAAAAUUAUCUAUUUUAUUUUUCAUUUAUUUAAAUUUCAUGGAAUAAUACUUGAAUUUAAUUUCAAAUUUAAGUGUUUUUUAUUUUUUUGUAUUUUAUAAAGUAUAAUUAUUAUAUUAUUUUGUUGAUAAACUUUUUUAUAAAAAUAAUAUUUAUCGCAAUUAUUUACGAAACAACGUAACACAUAAAAAUAAAGUAAUUAAUUCGUAAUCAACAUAUUAUUACUGGCCUUCAUAUUUAUAUAGAUAGAUAGGAAAAUUAUUAAAUUUUUUUUUAAAUAAUGUUAUUAUAAGAGUAGUAAUUUUAUUCCAGUGUUAUUUAUUAUUGGAGGUUAUGUUUAUAAGUUCAAAGGUGAAAAAAACGUAAUGUAAAAAAAUUAUUAAUCCAUCAAAGUUGCUCCGACAUUAAUAAACAAAUUAUUAAAUAUUAAUUGACAAAUUCAAGAUAACAACUUGCUAUAUUUUUGGUAAACAAAAAUGUCAAAAACUGGAAUAUUGAUACUAACAAAUCCAGCAAGAGUAGGAAAACUUUUGCCAGUUAUAAAAAAUCACGUUCUCAAGACUCUUUACAUUCAAUAUUAUCCAGAUAAAACAUCAUUAUCAUCAAAUUUAUCAGUGACAUCAUUAAAAUGGCAGAAACCACAUCAAUCAAAUUUCAUUUCAAGUAUAUAUGCAAUGGCAACAUCAAUGGCAACAACAAUUGACGUACGUGUUUUAAUAACAAACAUAAAAAAUUCAUUAAUAAAUACAAAAAAACCAAUUGAACUUGUUAUAUUUGAUAAAAAUUAUAGCAAAGAUGAAGCUAAUAGCUUUAUUAAAAAUUAUUUAAAUAAUUCAACUAAAAAUUGUCAAUAUAUUGCAAUUGUUGAUACUGAUGAUGAAGAGACAAAUAACAUACCUGAAAAAUCAACAAAUGAGCUUGAUAAAAAUGCUGAUAAAAUAUAUGAAAAUGUAGUACUAGGUGGUACAUUUGAUCGUCUUCAUAAUGGUCAUAAAAUAUUAUUAACUGAAGCAAUAAUAAGAUGUAAAAAUAAAUUAACAAUUGGUGUUACUGAUGAAUCAAUGAUACGUUCAAAAAUACUAUGGGAAUUAAUUGAACCAGUUGAAAACAGAAUAGAUAAUGUUAAAAAUUUUAUACAAGAUAUUGAUUCAACUUUGACAUAUGAAAUUGUUGCUAUAUCUGAUGUUUAUGGACCAACAAAAAUAGAUCCAAAUAUGAAUAUGAUUGUUGUUAGUGAAGAGACAGAAAAAGGUGCUAUUAAAAUAAAUGAAUUACGUAAAAAUAAUAAUUUAAAUGUUCUUGAUGUUUGUACUGUUAAAUUGGCUAAUGAUGAACAUCAUGAUGAUCAUGAAGAAGCUAAAAUAAGUUCAAGUAAUCAAAGAAUAAGAUUACUAGGAUCAAGACUAAAAGAACCUGAUCUUCAUGAUAAAUCAUUAAAACCAUAUAUUGUUGGUUUAACUGGUGGUAUUGCAAGUGGUAAAUCAUCAGUUGCAACUAAGUUACAAUCACUUGGUGCUGGUGUUGUACAUUGUGAUAAAUUAGCCCAUGAUCUUUAUGAACCAGGAAAAAAAUGUUUUAAUAUUAUAAUUGAUAUUUUUGGUAGUAAAAUAUUGACAAAAGAUGGUAAAAUUGAUAGAAAAAUUCUUGGAAAUAUUGUUUUCAAUGACAAGGAACAAUUGGAUAAGCUGAAUAAUAUUGUUUGGCCAGCAAUAUUAGAAUUAGCAAUUGAAGAAAUAAAAAAUUUACAUGAUAAAGGUUGUGAUAUUAUUGUUAUGGAAGCUGCUGUACUAAUUCAAGCUAAAUGGCAAUUUGCAUGUCAUGAAAUAUGGACAUGUAUUGUGCCACAUAAUGAAGCUGUUAAAAGAUUAAUUGAAAGAAAUUGUUUGACAAAUGAUGAAGCUGAAUCAAGAAUAAGUGUACAGCCAAGUAAUGUACAACAAGUCAAUGAAGCAACUGUUGUAUUUUCUACAAUUUGGAGUCAUGAUGUUACACUUGAACAAGUUACCAAAGCAUGGAAUGAUCUUAAUAAUUUUAUAAAUGAAAAAAAAAUUAAUUGUAAUUAAUUUAAGAUGGGAUAUUAGAAGCUAAUUGUUUUAUUUUUCAUUGGAUAUUGUUGAUGAUAAAAAAAAAUUUAUAAUUCAUUAUUUUUCAAUAGAUUUAUUGUCAAUUAUUAUAAAUAAAUUUUUAAAUUUAAAUUUA